Molecule: messenger RNA, 915 nt
Organism: Musa acuminata AAA Group (dessert banana)
Lineage: Eukaryota; Viridiplantae; Streptophyta; Magnoliopsida; Zingiberales; Musaceae
Product: auxin-induced protein 22D-like
Exons: 4
Coding region: 141-680 (179 amino acids)
Biological process (GO): regulation of DNA-templated transcription
Cellular component (GO): nucleus
Molecular function (GO): protein binding
Source: RefSeq, a predicted model, not a curated record
CUCUCGAUGAAUCGACUACCACCAUUGCUUACAGCCUUCUCCUUCUCCUCCUCAUCCAUCUUCUUGUGGUCACCUCAUAAACGAAGCUUGAUCUCGCCGGAAAAGAGACGCACAGGAAGUGUUCGAUCGACUGUCAAGAUAUGGAAGAUCUUGACAACCUCAAGGCAACCGAGCUGACGCUCGGUCUCCCAGGGACGUCCGAUGCGCCGGAGAAGCCAGCGACGGUCUCCUCUAGGGUUAACAAGCGGACAAACGAGGAGUGCUGCACUUUUGCAAGGAACAGAUCCGAGGAUACCGCGGCGCCUGCAGCUAAAGCAAGAGCAGUCGGAUGGCCGCCUGUUAGAUCUUACAGGAUGAACAGCUCUAGGGCAAGGAAGCUGGAGACGGAAGAUAACUCCGGGAUCUACGUGAAGGUCAGCAUGGAUGGAGCUCCUUACUUGAGGAAAGUGGAUCUCAGGAUCUACAAUGGCUAUAAGGAGCUCAGGAACGCCUUAGAUGACAAGUUCAGAUGCUUUUCCUUAGGAGGUGUAGAAGCACAUACUGGUGAGUCUGACAACGCAAUCACAUAUGAAGACAGAGAUGGAGACUGGAUGUUGGUCGGAGAUGUUCCAUGGGAGAUGUUCAUCCCUUCAUGCAAGAGGCUGAGGAUACUGAAGGGAUAUGAAGCAAGAGGUCAAUGAGUUCAACGAGUGCACAUAGAUUAUUAAUAGGACUCUUUCGCUACUUGGAUCACCAUCUUCCAUCCCAAAGAACCAAGUAAAAACAAAAAGAAAGUGGGAAGAAAUUGUACUGAAACAGUUUUCCUGAUUUUGAUUCUCAAAAGAAUGAUUUAUAGUUGAAUUUUCCAGUUUUUCUUUUCUUUGUAGAAUCCAUGUAUAUUGCCCACAAGAUACAUAGAGAAAAGGUUUUUGUUGU